This is a messenger RNA of Populus trichocarpa (black cottonwood), 2998 nucleotides long. RefSeq names its product potassium transporter 3. Lineage: Eukaryota; Viridiplantae; Streptophyta; Magnoliopsida; Malpighiales; Salicaceae. The transcript has 9 exons. The record is from RefSeq and is a predicted model, not a curated record. Gene Ontology annotation, molecular function: potassium ion transmembrane transporter activity. Bases 221 to 2551 code for a protein of 776 amino acids. Gene Ontology annotation, cellular component: membrane. Gene Ontology annotation, biological process: potassium ion transmembrane transport.
CACAAGUAUGGUCGGGAAAAAAGAAAAAAAAGAAACCCGCGAGAGAUAUGGAUCAGUUUGUUAGAUCAACAGAGUCAAUUUACAGUUACAAACAAACUUAAAUCCCAACCAAACACUCCCCAUUUCUUUCCUUUCCUCUAUUAAACGACCGCAAAACACUCUAAAAACGACGAGCCGGUGAAGCCGCAGAACCAGCUUCUCCUCUCCUCUCCAAUAAAUCAUGGCGGAGUGUAAGAAUCAGCGAAAACAUGUUUUACUAUUAGCAUAUCAGAGUUUUGGGAUUGUGUUUAGUGACUUAAGCAUUCCACCUUUAUAUGUUUAUAAAUGUACAUUUUCCGGGAGAUUACGUCAUUAUCAGAAUGAAGACACCGUUUUUGGAGCCUUUUCAUUGGUUUUUUGGACUCUUACGCUUUUUUCCUUGUUCAAGUAUGUUGGAUUCAUGUUGUGUGCAAAUGAUAAUGGCGAAGGAGGGAUUUUUGCGUUGUACUCGGUUAUUUGUAGGCACGCAAAGUUUUGUUUACUUCCUAAUCAACAAGCGGCGGACGAGGAGAUUUCUACAUAUCAUAGUGUGGGUUAUUCAAAUAGGAAUGUGGUUUCAUCUCGGUUCAAGAAGUUUGUUGAGGGACAUAAGAAAAUGAAAACAGCUCUGCUUGUUUUAGUUUUGUUUGGUGCUGCCGUGUUUAUUACCAUCGCCAUCUUCACGCCUGCAAUUUCCAUUCUUUCAUCCGUUGAAGGGCUGCAGGUUCGAGCCAAGAAUUUGCAUCAUGGUAUGUUGGUCAUCAUUGCCUUGUUUUUAUUGAUCGGCCUUUUUGUAUUGCAACACUAUGGCAUGCAUAGGGUGGCCUUCAUAUUUGCUCCCAUAGUGAUUCUAUGGUUACUGUCCAUUGCCUUUGUUGGUAUCUACAAUAUCAUUAAAUGGAAUCCAAGAGUAUACCAGGCUCUUUCUCCAUAUUAUAUCUACAAGUUCUUUGGGGAAACAGGAAAGGAUGGUUGGAUUUCUCUUGGCGGAAUACUUUUAUGUAUUACUGGAACUGAAGUUAUAUUUGCAGGGCUUGGCCAUUUCACAGCUUCAUCAAUAAGGGUUGCAUUUUCAUUUGUUGUGUACCCAUGUUUGGUGCUUCAAUACAUGGGGCAGGCUGCAUUUCUUUCACAAAACUUUUCUUCUGUAUCCACGAGCUUCCAUUCUUCCAUUCCUGACUCGUUGUUCUGGCCUGUCACGGUGAUGGCAACUUUGGCUGCGAUUGUUGCCAGUCAAGCUGUAGUCUCUGCCACAUUUUCAAUUGCCAAACAAUGCCACGCAUUAGGAUGUUUCCCUCGCAUCAAGAUUGUACACAAAUCAAAAUGGGUACAUCGCCAGACAUACGUCCCUGAGAUAAAUUGGGCACUUAUGAUUCUCUGUCUAGCAGUUACAGUUGGUUCUCAAGACACCAUUCAUUUAGGAAAUGCUUAUGGGAUUGCAUGCAUAACUGGGAUAUUUGUGACUACAUGUUUGACAUCAAUGAUCAUUGACUUCGUAUGGCAUAAGAACCUCUUGGUUGCUCUUUUGUACUUCUCAUUCUUCGGAAUAAUAGAGAUAAUUUUCGUCUCAUCUUCAUGCAUGAGAAUUCCCAAAGGUGGAUGGGUUCCUCUUGUGCUCUCUGCAGUCUUUAUGUCUGUCAUGUAUGUGUGGCAUUAUGGUAGCAGGAAGAAGUAUCUAUAUGAUCUGCAUAACAAAGCUUCCAUGAAAUGGAUCCUCACUUUAGGUUCUGAUCUCGGGAUUGUAAGGAUUCCUGGGAUUGGUCUUGUCUACACUGAGUUAGCAAGUGGAGUCCCAGCCAUGUUUUCCCAGUUCAUAACUGACUUGCCUACAUUUUACCAAGUGGUUGUAUUUAUCUGUGUUAAGACUGUUCCCAUUCCUUAUGUUUCCCAGAAAGAACGGUAUCUUAUUGGCCGGAUUGGCCCCAAACCUUACAAGAUGUACCGCUGCAUUGUUCGAUAUGGAUACAAAGAUGUCCAUGAAAAUGAUGACUAUGAUUUUGAAAAUGCUAUUGUGAUGAGUGUAGCAGAGUUCAUCCAAUUGGAAGCAGAGGGUGGUGGAACUCUUGAUGGUUCUGUGGAUGGUCGGUUGGCAGUUGUGAGGUCAUCUGAAAAUUUUGGAAAAAGAUUCAUGAUGUCAGAAUCUGAUGGCAAUAAGGAGAGCAGCAGUUGGAGCUACCCAGCAUCUGGAAGUAGCUCCAGGUCAGCUGCAUUGCAGAAAUUGAAGUCCAUGUAUGAGUUGGAGUCACCAGAGUUCUGCAAUAGGCGUCGGAUCCAGUUAAAGUUAUUGGAUACAACAUACAAGGAUUCCCGUGUCAAGGAAGAAAUCUUAGAGCUCUUGGAAGCAAAAGAUGCCGGGGUAGCAUAUGUAAUAGGUCACUCUCAUAUUAAGGCGAAAUGGAAUGCAACAUUCUGGAAGAGGCUUCUGAUCAAUGUCUUUCUCUCUUUUUUACGCAAAAACUGUCGGUCCCCUAGUGUUGGUUUGAAUAUUCCUCAUAUAUCUUUGAUUGAAGUGGGUAUGAACUACUAUCUGUAAGGCAACCUUCUGUGGAAGUAUCUCCUCGGAUGCAUUUUCUGGUGAAAUUUGCUAUGAAUUGCUUAGAGGGCCGUUGGCAAUCACUUUAUUUCAGUGAUUCCAGAUUGGCUUUAGUUGGUGACUUGUAAGCAUUCCUGGAAUGGGACCUUUUGCACCUGCUUCAGAGAAGAACACGGUUGCAUUCGAGCAGCAAGUCAUCGAGUUGAUUAUUCUAAUGGGAUUUGUCAUGCUUGUCCAGUUCAUUAUUCAAGUGGGAUUUUAGACAAGCUUCCGGUUCUGAAGCCAGAUUUUUUUUGUCACGUCAUGGUUCUCUUGUUUUUCUCCACGAACGCAUUUCUUUAUGCAACUACAUGAAUUUUUUUUGCUUGCUUCUCAAUGACCUCUGUAGGCUGCAACAUAUCUGUUUGAAGAAAUAAUUGCAGGAGUUGAGAAUGUUUAUAGCCAAAA